GCGGGCGAGGAGAAAGAGAAGCAAAGCAACCAACCAGCGACUCCCGCUGCUUGCUUUUCGCCGAGUUCCCCUCUGCCUCCGUUGCCGAUCGAGGAAGAAGAUGGGGCGCGUCUCCCUCGCGCUCUCGCUGGCGCUGCUCGUCGUCCUCUCCGCCGUAGCUGGCCCGCAGCUAGCUGGAGCUGCCAAGGGAGACGGUUCUCUAAGAAUCAUCCAGAAAGACAUCAUUCAGACGAUCAACGAGCAUCCCAAUGCUGGGUGGACUGCUGGACACAACCCCUACUUCGCGGAUUAUACUAUUGAGCAGUUUAAGCAUAUCCUGGGGGUGAAGCCCACACCUCCAGCUUUGCUAGCUGGUGUUCCAACCAAAACUCAUUCAAAGUCAAUAGAUCUCCCAAAGGAGUUUGACGCUAGAUCUCAAUGGCCUGCUUGCAGCACAAUUGGGAACAUACUUGUCUAUUCACACUACCUUAAAUUGUUGGCUCCAUGGAUGCUUACCGAACGUUGCGAGAUGCUCAAGUUAUUGUGCAUUGGUUGAUGAUGACAGGGUCACUGUGGUUCUUGUUGGGCCUUUGGCGCUGUGGAAUGUCUCCAGGAUCGUUUCUGCAUUCAUCUCAACGUGAACAUCUCACUUUCAGUCAAUGACCUAGUGUCUUGCUGUGGUUUUCUGUGUGGUCAAGGCUGUAAUGGAGGAUACCCUAUCAGCGCGUGGCGCUACUUCCGUCGGAGUGGUGUUGUGACUGACGAGUGUGAUCCAUAUUUUGAUCAAGAUGGUUGCCAGCAUCCCGGAUGUGAACCUGCUUAUAGUACACCAAAAUGUGAAAAGAAAUGCAAGGUGCAGAACCAAGUGUGGAAGCAAGAGAAGCAUUUCAGUGUUAAUGCAUACAAAGUAAAAUCUAAUCCACAUGACAUCAUGGCGGAGGUCUACACAAAUGGCCCUGUAGAAGUUGCUUUCACAGUUUAUGAGGACUUUGCACACUACAAAUCAGGAGUAUACAAGCACAUCACAGGUGGCGUGAUGGGAGGUCAUGCCGUCAAGUUGAUUGGAUGGGGAACCAGUGAUGCUGGCGAGGAUUACUGGCUUCUUGCAAAUCAGUGGAACAGAGGCUGGGGUGAUGACGGGUACUUCAAGAUCAUAAGGGGUACGAAUGAAUGUGGCAUUGAAGGAGAAGUCGUUGCUGGUAUGCCCUCGACAAAGAACAUGGAUAUAACCUACGACGGCGGCUCUGGAACGGCUACACUUUGAACAGCGCCCUGGUCUCAGAUGCAGGUGGAAUUACUAGCUAUUUGCAUGUCAAAUGAAGCGUUUAAAUUAGCUUUGAUGGUUCCUGGAUUGUGUAUUGUGUAGUCUGUACAGUAGCACAUGAUCCCAAUGCUGAUAUGUUGUAACACUUGCUCAGAAACAAAAUGGAUUAAUAUCAAUAAAAAUAUGUUCCUCUUUGGUUUUCCAA
Lolium perenne is the source of this 1448-nucleotide messenger RNA. Its product is annotated as cathepsin B-like protease 2. Lineage: Eukaryota; Viridiplantae; Streptophyta; Magnoliopsida; Poales; Poaceae. Gene Ontology annotation, biological process: proteolysis; regulation of catalytic activity. Gene Ontology annotation, molecular function: cysteine-type endopeptidase activity. The record is from RefSeq and is a predicted model, not a curated record.